Molecule: messenger RNA, 368 nt
Organism: Phaethon lepturus (White-tailed tropicbird)
Lineage: Eukaryota; Metazoa; Chordata; Aves; Phaethontiformes; Phaethontidae
Gene: NSMCE2
Product: non-SMC element 2, MMS21 homolog (S. cerevisiae)
Exons: 3
Biological process (GO): protein sumoylation; double-strand break repair via homologous recombination
Cellular component (GO): Smc5-Smc6 complex; nucleus
Molecular function (GO): zinc ion binding; SUMO ligase activity
Source: RefSeq, a predicted model, not a curated record
UUUGUCAUCGGUCAGGUAAUGAGAAUGAGACCAUUGAACAAAUCGAUGAAGAUAUAGCCGUGACUCAGAGUCAGAUGAACUUUAUUUGUCCCAUUACACAGGUGGAAAUGAAGAGACCAGUUCGAAACAAAAUCUGUGGACACACCUAUGAAGAAGACGCCAUUCUAAAAAUUAUCCAGACUCGAAAGCAGCAAAAGAAAAAAGUCCGAUGCCCUAAAAUUGGCUGUAGCCAUGCUGAUGUAAAAGGAUCAGAUCUUGUGCCAGAUGAAGCACUUAAAAGAGCGAUUGACAGUCAGAAUAAACAAAGAUGGUCAACACUGGAGAAGUCAGCUGGAUAUGCUGCUACCACAAAGAAAAUUUGUUGUUAG